Messenger RNA from Triticum dicoccoides, 1521 nucleotides. Its product is annotated as protein trichome birefringence-like 20. Gene Ontology annotation, molecular function: O-acetyltransferase activity. The transcript has 2 exons. NCBI's taxonomy places the organism in Eukaryota, Viridiplantae, Streptophyta, Magnoliopsida, Poales, Poaceae. The coding region runs from base 21 to 1256 and encodes 411 amino acids. The record is from RefSeq and is a predicted model, not a curated record. Gene Ontology annotation, cellular component: Golgi apparatus.
UCCUGUGAGCCUGGGACGCAAUGAAACCCAACAACCAGGCCGUCCGGAGGGCAGCUUCCACCAGCGGGCUGCUCCUCAUCCUCCUGCUCGUCGCCUUCACGGCGUCCAACUACUCGUCGCUCUACACCGAGCAGUUGCUCGUCGGCGUGCCCGCCACCCCGGGCUACUCCUCUGCCACGGCGGGAUCCCGCGCGAGCGAUGGCAACGCCGGACUGGCGUGCGACGUGGCGAGGGGCGAAUGGGUGCCCGACCCGGUCGCGCCCUACUACACCAACGCGACGUGCCCGCUGAUCGACGCCCGGCAGGACUGCAUGAUGUACGGCAAGCCCGGGAUCGAGUCCAUCAUCCGGUGGCGGUGGCAGCCCCACGGCUGCGACCUCCCCCGCUUCGACGCGGCGGCCUUCCUCCGCCUCGUCCGCGGCAAGUCCAUGGCCUUCGUCGGGGACUCCGUCGCGCGCAACCACAUGCAGUCGCUCAUGUGCCUGCUCACCGAGGUGGAGCACCCGAGGGAGAUCGAGCCCAAGGACUGCGUGCACUGCACGCGCAAGUACCAUUACCGGGAGCACGACUUCACGGUGUGCGUGUUCUGGACGCCGUUCCUGGUGCGGUGGAACGUGACGCACGCCGGCGGGCAGAAGUUCAUGGACCCGCAGAACUUGUACCUGGACGAGCCGGACCCGGAGUGGAGCCGCGACGUCGCCGGCUACGACUACGUCGUCCUCAACGGCGCCAAGUGGUUCACCCGCCCCACCGUGCUCUACGAGGGCGGCCGCCUCCUCGGCUGCGCCAACGUCGACAGCUGCGAGGCCAAGCACAACGCCACCGCCGUGGCCCCGCACUACGCGGUGCGCGCGUCGUUCCGGACCGCGCUCCGGGCGCUCGCCGGGUUCCGCGGCCGGGUGGUCGUCCGGACGGUGGCGCCCCCGCACUACGAGAACGGGAAGUGGGACGACGGAGGAAACUGCCUGAGGACGGGGCCCAUGCGGAGCAACGAGACCAGCCUACCGGAGACCGAGGCUGCGUUUCACGUCGCGCAGGUGGAGGAGUUCCGGGCCGCGUCGGCGGCGGCGGCCUCGGAGGGGCGGUUCGUGCUGAUGGACGUGAGCGAGAUGAUGCAGAUGAGGGGCGACGCGCACCCCGGACAGUACGGGCACUGGCCGCACGAGAAGGUCGGCUUCGGCAUCGACUGCGUGCACUGGUGCUUGCCCGGCCCCGUCGACGCUUGGAGCGAGGUGCUGCUCCAUUUGCUGACAUGAUUGGCAUCCUGCUAAUUUUUCUUCGUCCUAAUUGUAGUUGCACAAACGGAAUGGAUUUGGAUGCAGCGUGUUACAAUGCACAUGCAUGUGUUUUAUGUAGUGUUAGGGCAUCUCCACCCCUAAACGGACACGGAAUCCGUCCGUAGAUUGAUCGCAUCAGUAUGUGGACACUGAUGCGGGAGCCCGGUCAUCGAUCAAGUCCGCUUACAUUUGAAACCAUAUUUCAACAAAACGGACAAAUUAUAUGCAAACCGGAAGAUUUUCA